Messenger RNA from Thalassophryne amazonica, 2349 nucleotides. RefSeq lists its product as uncharacterized. NCBI's taxonomy places the organism in Eukaryota, Metazoa, Chordata, Actinopteri, Batrachoidiformes, Batrachoididae. The record is from RefSeq and is a predicted model, not a curated record. The coding region runs from base 84 to 2312 and encodes 742 amino acids. The transcript has 7 exons.
UCAGGGCAUCGAUCCUUUGUGCGCUCACGGGCCGGGAUUGAUCCUUUCUGAAUCACGCGCCGGGAUUGAUCGUUUUGGCUUUGAUGAGAGCGUACGCGCGCCAGCAGCUGGCGGCCUGGCUGCGCGCGUUGCCGAUCGGGGGCGCGCGCCGCGGCCGCCUGGAGAUGAUCUCGUUCUGGCUGCUGUGCUGGAAGCUGCUGAGAGCAACUGCUGGGCUAAGUAAGACAACAGCUGAGCUAAUGGACAGUAACCACAGCGAUGGUAGCUCCAACAGCUCUACCACUCCGAUACAACCAACAAGUCCAAUUACCAUGGAAACUAGCUCGCCAUCACUGACAGAUUCAGAACGACAGAGUGUGCCGACCUGCUGCAGCGAGGAACCUCUGGAGCCGGACCACAGUGGGGUCCAUGGGGCAGAUGAACCAUUCACUAACCAGGAGGCUGUAGACGGAGAACAACAGGGGUGUGAUCAAGACACAGUGGUAUUUAAGAUGGAAGCACUCGAGAGAGGAGAGGAAGGAGGAAGUAAAGGACCUCAAGACCUGGAGACAGGAACAGAGGAGCAGGAAGCCGAAGGGCGAGCAGAGAAAGAAGACCUCAAGAAUAGAGAGGAUAAAAAGCAAGAAUUAGAAGUUCAACCUGAAGAAAGAGAGGGUGCAGAGGAGGAGAUAAUGACAGAGUGCAGUCUGUCAGAGGAGCUGAUUAGCUCUGACAGUCCGCGUGCUCCUACAGCGGGAGAUGAUCACCAGACUACAUCCCAGCAGCACCCAGAAUCUGUGCUGUCUGAGGGCUGGGAGUGCGACUCUGACAACAGAGAAGAUUUUAUUGAGGGACAGCCCAGUGAGUGUCUAUUGGUUGACCUGAUUGUUGUGCGGAGUGACGCAUCAGAGAACCAGUGGGUAGCUGUGAUGCCCUGUGAUGUCAUGAAUGAGGAAGAAGAAACUGAAAGUACUGAUGAAGCCAUCUGUGAUGGAAAGAGGAAACCUGAGGGGAAUGGAGGAGAUGAUGAAGAGAAAGGAGAAAGAGAGGUAACUGUGAAAGACGAACAGAGAGAAGAAGAGGUGAAGAAAGGCUGGACUGAUGAGGAACACAUAAUCCUGGAUAGAGGUGUUCUCCCACGCUCGCCGUCUGUGAGCUCCUUGACCAGCUCUGCAGACUCAUACAGGAGAGAAACCCACGGUGAAAAUGUCUCGACUGAGCAUCUGGACUUCCUGUUGGCCCGGCAGCAGUGGAAAAAAAUGGAGGAGCAGUUUAAGGAUCAACCAAUCCCCAAACCAGGCCUCAAAGCUCACAAUGGUUUCCACGGUACCCACAGCUCAAUAUACCCUCCCACUCGCAGUCCCCGUCUCAAACGCAGGGAAAUUCAUAACCAGGUGCACAAGGAGCCCCCUUUAUCCAGCACCCUUAGCCCAAGUUCAGAGGACUCUGGCCUGGAUGACUCGUCCUUCCGCAGCCAUCUGGAGGACACCGAAAGUGCUGUGGAGAGAGAGAUCCGACUGACGCUGGAGAGAGAGGAAAAACACCGCAGAGAGAGGGGCAUGAUUGCUCAGGGACUGACAAUACCCAGACCAACCAGCAUACAGACCGGGAGAUCACCACCACGACCUCCGGCGUGCCGCACCCCAACCUUAUGUGUCUCCCCAUCACCUCCCUGCUCCCCUUUUCUUCCGCAAUCUGUGUAUCAAGAAGUGAGAGCCAAUAAUGUCAUUAUCCUGGAGCCUGACUCUUCUAGCGCUGCUGCCAGAACCUGCCAACUGUCCCCUACAUUCAGUAGCCCGGGUGCCACCUUGCUGGGAGGCUCGGACACAGUCUGUUCAACCAACGUCAUUGUGGUGGAAACCUCCAACCUGAUUAUUCGCAGCGCUUCUGAAUUCUGCCUGAACGCUACCCCUUUAUCCGUGGGAACCCAGGAGUGCACGUUUUCAUCAAAUCCAUUUUUUAAGUUGCGCUCUCGCAGCAGUCAGUCGCUUGUAGACCAAGAAAUCCAGAUGGUAAGGCAGAGGGAGGAGGAGUGGAGGAGGCAGAGGGAGGAGUUAUGGAGGAAGAGGAGAGAGGAUGUGUGGAAAAAGGGGAUGGAGAAGUAUGACACGGUGCUGGUGUCACCCAGCCUCAGUGAGAACAGCACUUUUAAUGAAAUUACAGAGAGGUGUGUCUCUUCCCCUUCCUCCCCCUCCAAGACUCGUAAAAUGGAACGAUCCAGCUUGUCUUGUGACUAUAAGUUUCCCCCGGCUCUGUCCUCGUUGCCGCAGCGUAAGAAUGCCGUGUCCCUGCGAUGGGAGGCCAGCCUGCUCACCAACAAGAAGAAAGAGUGACUCACAACAGCACAGACACACGUUUAAAAGUCUAUUU